GUGCUACCAUUCAGACAUCUUGCAUUUUACUAAAUCUGGUUUUGGAGAUUUUUCCUCAUUAAACAUAUACUUUAUCUUUAUCUACAUAUAUAUAUUCUCGGUAGAAACAGGCUUCCUUUGGGGUCCUUUGAACCGAGAUUCCUCCGAGCUAACAGAUGUAAGGCGGUCGGACCGAGCCUCGCGUGCCAAUCCCGCGGAGUUUAGACGCUUUCUCACGGGCUGCUCUCGCCGUAUUGUGCGUCAUCUCCAUCGCUGCCGUUUUGUUAUUUUUCUCCAGCGAGGAAACAUGGCAACUCCCGCCGCGGUCAACCCGUCCGAGAUGGGCAGUGAGUUGCCGGGGACCGUCGCCAUGCCGGGGGCCGUUGGAGCCGGUCAGGUGAGGAUGGGAGGAGCUGUGCCAGGCCGCGGGGGGAAGAGGAGGUCAGGAGGAAUGGACUUUGACGAUGAAGACGGAGAGGGACCGAGCAAAUUCUCAAGAGAGAACCACAGUGAGAUUGAACGACGCAGGCGUAACAAAAUGACGCAGUACAUCACGGAGCUGUCAGACAUGGUCCCCACCUGUAGCGCGCUGGCCAGGAAACCUGACAAACUGACCAUCCUGCGCAUGGCUGUGUCCCAUAUGAAGUCCAUGAGGGGCACUGGCAACACGUCCACUGACGGGGCCUACAAGCCCUCCUUCCUCACCGAACAGGAACUGAAGCAUCUCAUCCUGGAGGCGGCGGACGGCUUCCUCUUUGUUGUUGCCGCGGAGACGGGCCGGGUGAUCUACGUGUCGGACUCGGUGGCGCCGGUGCUGAACCACCCCCAGGCGGAGUGGUUCGGCAGCACUCUGUACGAGCAGGUCCACCCCGACGACGUGGACAAGCUGAGGGAGCAGCUCAGCACCUCGGAGAACUCCAUGACAGGACGGAUUUUGGACCUGAAGACAGGGACAGUGAAGAAGGAGGGGCAGCAGUCCUCCAUGAGGAUGUGCAUGGGCUCCCGACGCUCCUUCAUCUGCCGCAUGAGGUGCGGUAGUGCUCCCCUGGAUCACAUCUCCCUAAACCGACUAUCUAACAUGAGGAAGAGAUACAGGAAUGGCCUUGGACCCUCAAAAGAAGGAGAGGCUCAGUACUCUGUGGUGCAUUGCACUGGCUACAUCAAAGCCUGGCCCCCUGCAGGUAUGACGAUCCCAGAAGAAGACACAGAGGCAGGUGCGACUGGAAAAUACUGCCUAGUGGCCAUCGGACGACUGCAGGUGACCAGCUCUCCGGUCUCCAUGGACAUGAACGGCCUGUCGGUGCCCACAGAGUUCCUGUCGCGCCACAACUCAGACGGUGUCAUCACCUUCGUGGACCCGCGCUGCAUCAACGUGAUUGGCUAUCAGCCUCAGGACCUGCUGGGGAAAGACAUCCUGGAGUUCUGCCAUCCUGAGGACCAGAGUCACCUGAGAGAGAGCUUCCAGCAGGUGGUGAAGCUGAAGGGCCAGGUUCUCUCCGUCAUGUACCGCUUCAGGAUGAAGAACAGGGAGUGGAUGCUGAUCAGAACCAGCAGCUUCACCUUCCAGAAUCCCUACUCUGACGAGAUCGAGUACAUCAUCUGCACCAACACCAACGUCAAGCAGCUGCAGCAGCAGCAGCAGGCGGAGCUGGAGGUGCACCAGAGAGACGGACUGACGGCCUACGACCUGUCCCAGGUGCCUGUGGCCGGUGUCAGCAGUGGAGUCCACGAGGCGGGGAAGAACAUCGACAAGACAGAAGUGCUGUUCUCCCAGGAGAGAGACCCCCGCUUCGCAGAGAUGUACAGCGGCAUCUCCGGCUCUGCAGAUAAGAAGAUGAUGGUCCCCUCCGCCACAGCUGGAGGACAGCAGCUGUACUCCCAGAGCUCCCCCUUCCAGCAGGGACACUCUGGGAAGAGCUUCAGCUCCUCAGUGAUCCAUGUCCCCGGUGUCAACGACAUACAGCCAUCAGGCUCGUCCAAUCAGAAUCUAGCUCAGAUCUCCAGACAGCUAAACCCAGGCCAGGUGGCAUGGUCAGGCAACCGCCCCCCCUUCUCUGGACAGUCCAGUAAAGCCCAGUCCAGCCCCUUUGGGAUUGGUUCUGGCCACAGCUACCAGACGGACCCCGCCUCCUACAGCCCGCUGUCGUCUCCGGCCACUUCCUCCCCAAGCGGCAACGCCUACUCAGGACUGACCAACCGCAGCACAGCUUUUGAUGUGUCGGGGGAGGGCAGUCAGAGUGGAGCUCAGUUCCAGGGCCGUCCCAGCGAGGUGUGGUCCCAGUGGCAGAACCAGCACCACAGCCAGCAGGCGGGGGAGCAGCACACACACCCCAACCCCAGCCAGACAGAGGUGUUCCAGGACAUGUUACCCAUGGCUGGAGACCCCACCCAGGGAACAGCCAACUACAACAUAGAGGACUUCGCUGACCUCGGCAUGUUCCCCCCCUUCUCUGAGUAACACCCCCUUUCCCAUCCCCACCCUCAGAACUGGACUGAUGUCUCAUCGUUGUCUCAUGUUUCUUUAUUGCUGGAUCCACACAGCUGAUGUGCAGCACAGUGAAUGUCUGCGUCUCUUUUCAAACACACUUCACUUAUCAAGCCUGCAGUCUGUAUCUAUGACCAUACACAUACCUCAUCUCUGCAGGCAGGUGGGGGGGCACAUCCGUCAUCCUGCAUCACUCCCUGUGUGUGAGGCUGCUGAACACAUGCUGAGGAGCUCCUGCAGUCCAGAGGUCGGAACAUUAAAUAACUCGUCAGAGACUAGUUUAUUACUAUUUGACUUCCUAUUUUUCAGAUUUGACAAAGCAAAAAUUCCAAAAAGAUGAUCCUGAAAUCCUUUCAGUCAGCGGUUCAUGUCUGCAAGCAUCUGCACCGAGAACCAAAAUGUACGAGUGUUCCAACAAAUAGCCUGCACCCACUGAUGUAGACGAGUCUCCACUGCUGUCUGCGUCCACAUCUGUUCGGAGUAUAUCAUGUUUUCAGGAUUCCAUAAUAACUCAAAAAUUUGAAAAAACGAAUUUAUAAGUCAUUCCUCCCUUAUGCUGUGUGCUGUGCAGUCACUGGCAGAGUGGUGCCAAGCAUUAACACCAGUGCGGUCACCAUGACACUCAGAGUCCCUCAGCAUGUCACUACAUACGUCUAACUGACGGUGUUCAUGUAGAGCUGACACUUGCACAGCAACUUUACAUUCCAUUUCAAAAAGGCUAAAUAAAAGCAUCAAUCACUGCUUAUCUGUGGAGGGACUUAGAACUCGAGAGAAGUUGCACAAAUCUUGCUCAACUGUGUGUGAGGAAACAACAUUGGCGUGCAAAUUGAGAACUGUUCUUAAAGAGGCUCAUUCUGCUUUUCUGCUUCCCUUCCUGCAGUGUGUUCUAAAGGUUUGUGUGCAUGUUAAUGGUCUGCAAAGGCUCAAAUCCCUCAGAGGUGCUGCAGCACAGGCAGUAUGAGAGAGAUAAAGAGCUUUCUGAACAUCAAAGCAUGGAGACAUGUCACAGGAGAGACACUACAUACUGAUAUGAACCUGAAAAGAGCAGAAUAAGUCCUCUUUAAAAGAAGAGUUCAAGAGAAGUACUGCAGCUCUAUGCCAUGCUUAAAGAGCGGAGUAUGUGUAUCAUCACAGUUAGUAAAGUGUUUGUGUCGGCACUCUCUUUACUUCUAAGCAGGAUUGUGUUACAGUGCUAAGCUAGCAUGUUAAUACACACACAAAACACACUGAGUCACACAUCUGACCUGCUGAGGUCAUCAGUCAUAGCUCCCACGUGCAUAAUGUGACACAGUGUUACUGAGCGAUGUCAUCAGAGCCAAAAUCAUGUUGGAAUUCAGUCAUAAAUAACUAUCGUGUGCACAUACUGUAUAAAACCAACGACAGAGAAACAGUCAGCAGUAUCAGCCUGCUGAAAACUAAGUGCAGCCUCCCACAGACCAACAGGCCCCCCCCACCUGCUCUGCUGAUGCCUGCAGUGAUUGUACAGUCAGUUCUGAUGUAUUGCCAAUCCCUGCACUCAGUGGCGUAACAAGGUUGUGAUUGGCCCCGGUGCAAAUAUUGUUCUGGGGCCCCCAUCGCCCCAAACAUAAGCGCACGCUGAUGCGCUCACACACACACGGACAUACACAACCACUCAGAAGCGCCACAUGUAUAGGCUAUCAACAACAGCCUGCCCUGGCCUCAGACCACCAC
Messenger RNA from Trematomus bernacchii (emerald rockcod), 4156 nucleotides. It is a transcript of the gene arnt2, whose product is annotated as aryl-hydrocarbon receptor nuclear translocator 2. Bases 287 to 2437 code for a protein of 716 amino acids. Gene Ontology annotation, biological process: regulation of transcription by RNA polymerase II. NCBI's taxonomy places the organism in Eukaryota, Metazoa, Chordata, Actinopteri, Perciformes, Nototheniidae. Gene Ontology annotation, molecular function: protein dimerization activity; DNA-binding transcription factor activity, RNA polymerase II-specific; RNA polymerase II cis-regulatory region sequence-specific DNA binding. The record is from RefSeq and is a predicted model, not a curated record. The transcript is spliced from 19 exons. Gene Ontology annotation, cellular component: aryl hydrocarbon receptor complex; cytoplasm; transcription regulator complex.